Brettanomyces bruxellensis is the source of this 669-nucleotide messenger RNA. It is a transcript of the gene HIS3, whose product is annotated as imidazoleglycerol-phosphate dehydratase. Lineage: Eukaryota; Fungi; Ascomycota; Pichiomycetes; Pichiales; Pichiaceae. Bases 1 to 669 code for a protein of 222 amino acids. The record is from RefSeq and is a predicted model, not a curated record. Gene Ontology annotation, biological process: L-histidine biosynthetic process. The transcript has a single exon. Gene Ontology annotation, molecular function: imidazoleglycerol-phosphate dehydratase activity.
AUGCCAGAACAAAGAUACGCAGAAGUUAGGAGGAUCACAAAGGAAACAAAGGUCCAGGUGAUCCUUAAUUUAGACGGAGGAAAGAUCGAAGUUAAAGACUCUAUAUUUGGUGAUAAGGCAGAGCAGGACAAGCAUGCACUUCAAACGACAGGCAACCAAACCAUAUCUGUGAACUCAGGUAUCGGAUUUCUUGAUCAUAUGCUGCAUGCCUUGGCAAAGCAUGCCGGAUGGUCCAUGAUUGUCGAAUGUAUAGGUGAUACUUACAUAGAUGAUCAUCACAGUACAGAAGAUAUAGGAAUUGCCCUUGGAGAAGCUUUCAAAAAGGCCCUUGGUGCUGUUCGUGGUAUCAAGCGUUUUGGUACUGGUUUUGCUCCUUUAGAUGAGGCUCUAAGUAGAGCAGUUGUCGAUAUAUCUAAUCGUCCUUAUGCGGUCAUCGAUAUCGGUCUUAAAAGAGAGAAAAUUGGUGCUCUAAGCUGCGAGAUGAUUCCUCACUUCUUAGAGUCUUUUGCCACCAGUGCACACAUCACAUUACACGUUGAUUGUCUUCGAGGAUUCAAUGAUCACCAUAGGGCUGAAAGUGCCUUUAAAUCGCUUGCUCUUGCAAUCAGAGAGGCAAUCAGCUUUACUGGUCGUGAUGAUGUUCCUAGUACCAAGGGUGUUUUAAUGUAA